Molecule: messenger RNA, 28206 nt
Organism: Coregonus sp. 'balchen'
Lineage: Eukaryota; Metazoa; Chordata; Actinopteri; Salmoniformes; Salmonidae
Source: the annotation of a GenBank genome assembly
AUGGAAAAGAGUGUGUCGAAAGAGAAAGAGAGAUCCAGCAGCAAAGAGAGACCCCAGGAGAGCAAAGAGAGACAUCAUCAUCCCAACCAUCAACAUCAGCCUCAUUCGCUUUCUCACCCCCACUUCCUCCCCACUCACAUUGGUGAGGAGGACCACAGACACAAAACCCCCAACCUUCCCACGGAAUACAGGGACGACCCCGCAAAGCACGGAAACGACCCCUUAAACCAGGGCUCCAAACACAUGACUAACUGUGCUCAACUUAGUAAACUAUCCAAUGGUGACUCUGGGUCUGGGUCCAAGGGCGGGUCCCUGAACAGCUGUGGAGGUGGAGGUGAAGGGGGUAGCAGACCCCAGGGGAGUGGUAGUGGAGGGGCGAGACGAUGCUCCAAGGAAGGUGGUGUGAGCGGGGAGAUGAGGAUAAGUGAAACUCUUCCCUCCUCCUCGUCAGACUGUCUGCGUCGAGCAGCCAUGAUGGGACCCCACAACCCCCAUGCCAUGGCUUCCUACUCCAUGCCGCCCCCGCCCCUUCCUCCACCACUACAUAUGGGGCCUGCUGUGGGAGGGGGCUGGCUGCACCAUCCUCACCACCCCCAUCACCCCACCCUGAGUUCUACUGCCCCCCUCCCCCUGCCCCCCUCACCCUCACCCCCCCUAAAGACAGAGGAUCAGGGAGGGAGGCGAAAGUCUCUGGCCCAACGUACGUCCCCUCAGUCGGGCCUUUUGGGGACAUGGGGUCCCCUGACUGCCGUGGUGCUGGAGGAGGAGUAGGUGGAAGCGGAGCUAAGGAUGUAAAAGGGGCAGAGAAGAGCGGAGGAGGAGGAAGAGGAGGAGGCUCUAGUGAAAGUCUUCAUUCUCUUCUUCAUCCUCAUCAUCCUCAGUCUAGUAACUGCCAGAGGAAGCUGUCGUCCCAGACGCAGCAGCCCCAGCCCCAUCAACAGCAGCUGGGCUACGGCAAGGCAGACAAGCCCCCAGACUGGAACCAGAACCACAAAUACAACCACCACAGCCAGAACUACCAGCCCAACUCCCAGUCUCAGCCUCAGCCCCAUAACCCUAACCCCCAGUCCCACCACCCUAACCCCCAGCCCGGGCCUCGCACCUGCAGCCUAGAGGCCUCUUCCUCCAGGGGAGACUUGGAGGUCCUAGAGGUCUACCGGCCCUCCCUGCCUCUUGAAGCCCAGAGCACUUACCCCGGGGCUGGGCACCACGCCACCAAGACUGGGCCCUACGCCAGCACCCCGCCCUUCCGGGACUGUUCCCACUCAGCUCCUCCUGAGGGAAAGGGGGGGUCGGGGGGGAGUGCCCAAAGAAAGGGGCAGAAGGUUGCUAGGAUAAGGCACCAGCAGCACAGUAGUCAUGGCAGCGGGUCGGGUUCUGAUGGAUCAGGCACUGAGAGGGGGAGAGAGGGGGGGAGGCAGAGCCAAAAUCAGAAUGGUGAGGGUGGUGUUGUCAUGGGGUACGGGGGUCAAACGCCCUCCACACUGCACCCCUGGGGGGUACUGAGAGGUCCCCAAGAGGACGAGAGGAGGAUGUCCCCCCACACAGAGUCCUACCCCGAUAACAGGACUCAAAACCACCAUGACCAACAGCAGUCUAUGACAGCACCUCACCCCUCUCACCCCCACUCUCACCACUCCUCCCACUCCUCCCCCCACCUAGAGGGAGAGAGCAGCGCCAUGAAGAACCUAAUGAACUACAGUUCCCAGCAGCCUUUGCUGCUCUCCCAGAGGAGUCCCUUCGGGGGGCUGGGCUGCCUGAAACAAGGGGGCGAGAGGGGAGUGAAAGGGGGUAGACCCAGCGCCCCUCAGGACCCCCCCAAACAGCCCCUACCCCCUAGGAGAGGGUCCACCAGCGAGGGGGAAAGGAUGGAUGGAGGGGGAAGAGGGGAGAGGGAGACGGGGGAGACACACGGGGAGGGGGAGGUGCGACAGCCCCCUGUGGGUAUAGCUGUGGCGGUCGCCCGGCAGAGAGAGCCCCUCCAACGCCCCUCUGACACCCUCCCAGGACACAGCCGACAGGGCAGGGUGUUGCCCAGCAUCAAAGGUGAGAGCUGGAUCUAUUUAUCUGUAUGUCUCUGUAUUUAUGCACGCAUGUUAGUCUUAGCUUCAGUAUUGGAAUGUUUUUAAAUGUUUUUUCAACUCUUUCAACAGCUGCGUUGUGUUUAGAAAUCUGGCAUGACUUAUUAAGAAUUAUGGCAUAGCUAGGCUAGCUUUGUUUAAGGGUUACCAGAUCUGCUUUCUAAACCCUCUCUCUCCCGCUGUGUGUGUUGCCAGGUGUUUCUCGCUCUGUGUACCCGCUGGGCCGGGAGGCAGAAGAGAGGAAAAGGAUGACCGAGGAGCAGCUGAGCCUUCAUCACCUCGACCGAGACAGAGAACUCCUCAUCAGGGAAAACAAGGAGAGAGGGGAGUUUGCCAGGAUCCACCCAUCCAGCAGUUGCCAUGGUGACCUGACCUCUCACCUUCUGGUGCCCGGCAGGGCCAGCCAAUUAGGUGGAGACCCUUCUGCUCAUGCCCACCACCAUUGGAUGCAGCGGACUGGAAGUCCCUCCCUUUGGAUGGGCCAUUCAUAUGGUGAGCUGAGCAUUCUUGUUUUCCUCAGUACAGUUUCCCCACAGACCAUGACAAACAAUAAUAUUGUUGUAAAACUGUCUUUACACAUGGAUCAGGAAGUGUGGAAAUAACAUGCAGAAACAAACUCAAAGUUCAUGUUCUAAACAUCUGUUUUCUCUGUCUCAGGUCUGAGCCAUGCGGCGCUGCACCAGAGUAUGGGCCCAGGGUUUGGCCCUGGCCUGCCCAGCCCCCUGCAGCCUGUGCUGCCUCUGUCCCAGGACCCCUCUGGCUCCCUGGUGGUCCUGCCCUCGGAGCCUGGAGCACACCACCACCUGGGUAAGACACACAAACACACAUGCAGGCCACGCACGCACGCACGCACGCACACACACGCACACACAUACCCAGCCAGUUAGCCAGCGCUAAAGAUGAACCUCCAUUAGAAUGGUUUGCAUAAUGCUUUACACUCAGAGAGGAGGCAUUAGAAUAUCUGCUCCCAUUAACAGAACCAUAAAACACAGAGUCUCUGACAGAGGGACUUAGCCAACCAUUUUACUAUGAUUAGCUAAUGAUACUAAAAUUCAGGGAGAGAGAUGGCACCGCUUCUCAUGGUUCAGCCACAGAGAGAAAGAUGCAGUGUGUGGGUGUGUGUGGGAUGAGUGUGUGUUGGUGUGUUCCUAUGUGGUGGAGUUUGGCAGUGUGUGUGUGGUGUAGUCAGAUGUUUGUGGUGUGUGUGUGUGUGUGUUACCGCUCCUUUGCAAACAGGCUGUGAAAUGUAAUUAUCUGCCUGCUCCCUUGCCUCGCUCCUUAGGAGUUCCUACAGAGAGGGGAAGUGCAUCCACUGAACCCUUCCCCAGGGAAACAUAAGCCCACUCAGGCUAAUCUCACAGAACAAAGGUUCCCAGCGACUUCAGUGGCAGCCACGAAGGGGUGGGGCAAAUGGGAAUAUAUGUCUUGCCAUGCACAUAAAGACACCACCAUGAGAAACUGAGAGAUAAAGAGAGGGAGAGAGUGAUGUCUGAGGCCACACUGACAGAAACAACACAGCUGCUUCCACACACACACCCUUAUUCUCUUUCUCUCGCUCUCCCUCACUGACUCACACACACACACACUCUCUUACUUGCUGUCUCUUUCACUCACUCACUCAGUCCCUUUCUGAAAGUAAAAUUCAAUCACGCUUUAUCGAUUUGAACAGAACAGACCGAAAAUACCACUAUCUCUCUCUCUCUCUCUCUCUCUCUCUCUCUCUCUCUCUCUCUCUCUCUCUCUCUCUCUCUCUCUCUCUCUCUCUCUCUCUCUCUCUCUAGAUGUGAUGGACCAGUCAGCUUUGUGGCCCUCGGUCUAUGGAGCACGGGGCCCCUCCCCCCACAUGCAGCAUCACGCUGUUUACUCCCGUUUCGCCGUUCCUACGGCAACAGGAGCUCUACGCCCUGCAGCAUCAGCACCACCAGCAACAACACAGGGCCAUGGAGCACAUGCACCGACAACACACACUCUCACAGGUAAACACACACGUGAUUCACAGGUAACACACACACUCUCAACACUCGUAUGUAACUUUUAAUGGAGAGAAUACUCUUAAACACAGUGACUUUUGCUCCUAGUAGCCCAAAUAACCUUUUUACACUGCAGUUUCCCCCUUGACCAUGGCCAACACUCAUGUUGUGAAACUGUCUGCACACAUGGAUCAGGAAGUUAGGAAACAACAUGCUGAAACAAACCCAGAGUUCAUGCUUUCACCAUAUUCAGCAUAUUCAGUUGUAGACUGUUGAUUCUCAACCACAAGAGCCAGAGAUGUUUCAACACAGAGAAAAGGGAAAGCCAGGCUGUUUUUAAAGAGAAAGCAUUUUGUCAAGAGACAAAGGAUCCUAGCAGACUGCCAGUGACCUUUGGCUGGCUGAAAAUGUCUGUACUAGCUUGUGGCGUUCACCCAAGAACCCAUAUUGUGUUCCUAACAUGAUGGUCUGUAGUGAUGCACUGGUUGACUCCUAACCCGCAGUCCACGUGGUUAUAUCCGCGGGGUGGGCGGGUUUAGAGUCAUUAAAUAUUGUGUGGAUGAAGGGUGGAUGGUGGGAGGGUUGAAUAAAGAGGGGGGAAAACAUGAAAAAUGCAUAAAUAUAUCAUUCUUGUGCAAUUCAUAUCUACAGGCUACAUUUAGGUUUUUCUUUCAUUAUUUGUAUCUGGUGUUAGUACGUAGCUAAGCCUGAGCUUUAGGACCUAACUGUACUGCUCCAAAUACAUGGCAAUUGCCAAAAUGCUUUUGGGAACUUGGGCAGAAAAAGUUAACGUCGAUCCACUGAGGCAAAAAGGACAAUGUUGGAGUUUAAUUCAAUAAGAGAACAGCUGCGAAAUGGAGAGUUGAAAAUAAAGAGAAGGGAGGGCCAGAACAGUAUUCUAAUGUUCGGGAAAGAUUUGGUGAAGUGGUAAAAGAGGAUGAUAGCAAUGCCGGCUACGUUAUGUGUGAUGAUUGUGAGUCACAAGACCGGACUUUAAAAUGGCGCGUCAAGGGAACUGUAGGCUACUGUUCAGGUCGGUUAAAUGGAAUAGUAGCCUAACUGAAAUCUGGACACUGCCUGUAGGUCAAUAACCUCUCACAUAGCCUAAUAUAAUAUUAACUCUUGCAGAAUUAAGCAUUUCUGGCAUUAAAAUUAUACACCAAAUGUGAAUUUUUACUCUGGAACAGGAGUGGAGAAAUAUGAUUUCUUUCUUUCAGCAUCUUGAGAGACUGAAUGUGCGGUUAGGGACUGUCUGUAAAGGUGGCGGUACUAUCUUUAUCAGCAUUAUAAAAGCUGAUCAUAUAUGCAUCCAAGCCGAACUGAAAUCUUAUCAAAAACAUGUUGGGUCAUUUUAACAGCUUUUAAUUUCCUUAAAACCGGUCAAACUGAUGUAAUUUGCAAAUUUUGCAUGGAAAUCUUUCCCGUUUUUUGGGGGUUAUUGCAUUUUCUCCCCGGUCCCUAAACGUCUUCGCUGCGCGAGAGAAGCAGAGACGUAAGAGGAAAGACUAAACAAACUUUACAGAUGUCAACUAGAUUGAAGCAUUCAUUCUAUCGAUUUAUGACAUUAUUCUGGUGAGCAAGGGUUUAUUUAGACUUUUAGGACAUGGUUUCCCAAACUCGGUCCUGGGGCUCCCACUGUGUGCAGGUUUUGGUGUUUGCCCUAGCUGAUACAAAUAAUCAAAACUUGAUGAUGAGUUGAUUAUUAAAUCAACUGUGUAGUGCUAUGGCAAAAACCCUGUUCUAGGGCAACAAGUAAUGACAGAAGAGAAGCUGCAUGUAUCUAAUUAUAGGCAAGUUGCCUAACAAAUAGCCUACCAAAAUGUUGGAAAUUAGAAGCAGAAAUAUAGGCCUAUCUAAAAAGGCCUGUCCAAAAAUCGUGGAUUAUUAACAAUUGCGUGCGGGUGAAUAAACAGCUGACCCGCGCAUCACAAAUGGUCAGGGUUUUGAAGGAAUACAGUAUGUGGCUAUUCUCUAAGGCUCAAAAUAGAUUGAACUUCUUUCCCCUCUCUCUCCCACCCAUCGUUUCUCUCUCCCCCCUCCACCUCCCAACAGAGGAAGGCAGAGGACACCACUAUCACCAUUGACGACCCUCCUCUCCACGAGACUUCGAGAACCUCCCGUGCUGCUAAGCCCUUCUCCCAUACCGCUCCCUCCAAGACCACCACUCCCUCCCAGGGUGUGUGUCCCAGCAGCCGCCAAUCACCCUGCUGUAACUCCCCUUCCAGGAGACCACACCCCCAUAACCGUUUAAACCCCGCCCCCAGCCCUGUGGCUGCAGCCCCGAGAUCCCCAGCUCUAAGCCCCGCCCCCUCACACCUGUUGAAAGGAGUGGAAAGAGGGGAAAGAGGAGAGGGGCAGCCUCCUCAGGAUUACCCACAAUCCUUAGAGCCAGGUGAGUUUGGAUCGAUGGACUGAUGUCUGAGCUGUAUGUUUCCUGGCGCACUCUGACCCUGUCACACACAAGUAGCCUACGCACUCUCUCCCAACUCUCUCCCAUUCUUAAUUUUACUCACAAAUAUGCACCACACACACUCCCUCUUUGACAAACACUUGAGCUUUAGUCUCUGGCACUUUCUCCUGCACUGUGUCUUUAUUUCUGAUAUAGUAUUCAUCAACACCACCUAAUAAACCGAAAGACACAUAGCGGUCUUAUCCCUUAUUCCCUCUGCUCUGUGGAGGAGAGAGGAGAAACACUGGAACAUUUCAUCAGUUCCCAAGGUUAGGGUCUGUACCAGCCUCCAUUUACUACUGAGAUCGAGGAGGAGGAGGAGGGAGAGAGAGGGAAAUAGGAGAGAGAGCGAGAAUGUGUGUGAGAGAGAAAGCAAGAGAAUGAGAGGAGUAGAGGGAGAGAGAAACAUUUAUAGAGAAUUGGUGAAAGAAGGAUAUGGAAAGAAAGGAGGAGAACAGAUAGUAGACGGAGAACAGAUAGUAGACAGAGACGUUGAGAGACGAAGAUGCCGCAGGAAAGAUAAGAAACCUUAGUCUGUGAAGCCUGUUAUUCUUUGAUUCUGCAAAGAACGUUUGAAGCAAGGAUGAACCCAUAGUCUGUGUGUUGAAUGUGCGUGUGUGUACUAAUAUGUACGAGGUCAGAGACAUUUCUGAUGGACCCUCCUUAUCCUUCAGAGGUCCUUGAAAGACAGCAGGCGGAAGGAUAUGCAAUCAUCUGGCGGCGUUGUCAGGGGGCGGAGGGAUACCAUCAAUAACAGAGUUGUGGGGUGACAGGGUCGGCACUGCAAUCACAGCCAGACAGCAGGAUGUCAUCAAUAUCCCCUACACAUACACACGGACAUAUAGCCUAGAUGCACAAAUUGCUGCUGCUGGGAUACCCUAUUUCUUGCUGCCUGUAGACUACACUUGCUGUAUCAAUGUUUCCUCAACUAAAGCUCUGUUGCCUUUUUGAUUGAAUGAUUGAUUGUUUAUUAGUCACUCUUGACUAAAGGAGUUUAUUUUCUUUCUCUGUCUCAGAUCUUCCGCCAGGUUACACCUAUCCAGAAAUUGCCAUGGGUUACAAGGCUGGUCCUUCCCCAGAGGAGGCCCGAUUGGCUGAACAUGCUGAUCUGGAGGUGGAGCCAGCUGAACCCUGUCCUAAGCCCCGCCCACACACCGUGAAUAUUUUGGAGGAUGAGGAGGUGAAAACGGAGAAGAAGGAGAACGGGUGUAAAGUUGUAGAAAGGGAACGAGAAGGAGCAGAGGUGGAGGGGCAAGCAGUAUCUGAGCCCCCACUAUUUGGCAGUGGAGUGAAGACUCCUGAAAUGGUGUCUUGUCCUGCCCAAGUUUCAACCUCAGCCUCAUCCCCAGUCACACUUCCAGCUCCAUCUCUAGCCCCAGUCUCUGCUUCUGAGGAUGCCCAGAAAGGAGAGGUCUCUGUGGGCAGCCUGGCCCAGCCAGCUGGCUUGAAGGACCCACAACCAGCACAGGCGAAGAAAGAUGAGGAGAAAGAGGAAAGUUCAGCAGAGUUGAAAAAUAACCACCUACCAGAUUGUACUUUUUCCCUGCCUCUUGAGCUAACUGGACAUGGGGAGAAGGAGGAGCGAGAGAAGGGUGAGGAGGUGGAGGAGAAGAAGGAGGAGGAGGGAGGUAGGAUGAGUACGAGUGAAGCCUCUGUGGAGUUACUAAGCAGACCCUGGCCCUCUCCAGCCCCAACACCAACCGCAGCCGCAGCCUCCACCCUCACCCUCAGUGAUGAUCCCUGCAUCUGGAGUCUGGAGCUUCUUAUUGCCGCAGCAUUGUGUGCCACCCGGGAUGCCCGCUACCCCCCUGUGCCCCCCUCCAACACACCCCUGCCCGCCCCGUGCCCACUCCCACACCGAGGCAUGGAGAUACUGGGAGAGUUGGCUGAGCUGGGGAUACUGCAGAGGAACAGGGAGAAGGAGAGAGAGACAGGAAGUGAGUGGAUAGAGAAUGUGUGAGAGCACACACAUUCACACACACACACAGACAUGCAGACGCAGAGACAGAAAUACAGAGGAGCAGAGAGAGAAACAGAGAUGGUAGAACUGAGUGUGGAACCCAGAUGUGCAUGCCACACACACACACGCAACGUCCCCACUGACUGUCCAGCUUCCUUCCUCUGUUCUCUCAGAGCCUCUGUUCAAGUCCAAAGAUCAAAUGUUUCCCUGGGGGAGGAGAUGUGGUGGUGAGGGAGAGUGGUUUGGAGUGGUAGGGGGCAAAAGAAGGGAGGGGGAUGGAUAGGAGAAUGAAAGAAACACAAUACAAAAGUGUAAGUGUCUCCUCCCUCCCUCCCUCCCUCCCUCCAUCCCUCCAUCCCUCCCUCCCUCCCUCCCUCCCUCAGGCUCUGGAGUGUGGCUUGGCUAAUUAGAAGCUCUUGUUUAAAACACUUCUUCUUUAAACCGUUCCUCUUUUCCCUCUGAGAGAAGGUGUUUUUAUUUACGCGUGUGUGCGUGCGUGUAAGCUAUUAAGUAAUCCCAGAUGAAUCCCUGUUACACUCCAUCAGCAUCUGUGUUUCUCUUCACCACACUGGCUGCGCUUUUCUCCAUUUGUUGUUCCCCUCCCCCACUUUUUUUUCAUUUAUAAAAAGCGAUGUAAUCUUCUGUGUAAAUCCUUCCUUAGCAAGCCCUGAUGACAGAAUUAAUAAGUGCAAAAAAUUAUAACGCGCAGCACAGCUGUGUGUGUGAUUGCAUGUGUGUGUGUGUGUGUGUGUGUGUGUGUGUUUAUGCCGGCGUGUGGGCGGAAGGCAUCUACCUAAGUGCAAAAAAUUAUAAGGCACAGCUGUGUGUCUGUGUACGUGUGUGAGCGUGUGUGUUUACGCCUGCCUGUGUGUGUGGCUGGCGGAAGGCAUCUAUCUGUGGCAGCCGCCCUUGGGUAGGCUAAACUAGGCCUGUUAAUGUCAGCGGUGAUGUCAUCCAGUCAGGGGUAACCAGAGCCUCUCAUUGGCCCAGAGUUCUGACAGACGAGACUCCACUCCAGGACUGGACAGGAGAGAGAUCCAUCCCUCAACUCCUCCCUCCUAUCCCUCACUCCCUCUCUCUCUUUUUCUCUCUCGCUCUCUCUCUGAGGGGAAUGGUUCAUUCAUUUAUAUAUUUAUUCAUUUGCUCAUUCUUUCAUUCACACUUUCUCUCCAUCCACCCAUCCAUCCACCCAUCCAUCCCUUCCUUUCUAUUAUUGCUCCCUGCCUUCCUCGCUUUUAAUAUAUUCUGUUUACCCUGCCUGUUCUAUGGUUUGAGCUCAGGUACACACAGGUUUUUAAUAUUGUCAGUGAAUAGCCGUUCAGCUCCAGUGGUCCAGCUUUGAGUGGGUCUGUAGUAAAACCAGACACUGCUUCCUUUUGGCCUAGCAGACACAUUUCUUUCUCCUCAAUCGCCCAUCUCUCUUCUCUUCUGCUCUGUCAUCUAGCCUUGUUCUCUCUUGCUCACUCGCCUUCCUUCCCUCUGUCUUCUCCUUCUUUCUCUUGCUAUGCCACCCUCUCUUCCCCUCAUCCUCUCUCUCGAUCUCUCGCUCCCUCUCCAUCUUCCCCUUCUCUCUCGUUCUCCUUCUCAGUAGACUGAGUCAGUCCCCUUUCUUCCCCUCUUCUCUCCUCCCCCUCUCCUCCCCCUCUCCUCUCCCCCUGUAGGGUAAAUUGGAUUGUGUCCAUGUUGGUAAUGAGGAGAUGUAGGAGAAUAAAUAGAUAUCUCAAUAAACACGUUGCCUCUUCUUCCUUCUCCUCUUCCUUCUCCUCCCUUCACCCACUCCUUCCCUCCCUCCCUUUGUCUUCAUCAUCCUCUCUCUCCUUCUUCUCUCGCUCCUUUUCUCUUGCACGCAGCAAUAUGACUGUGUCUGUGCAGCUCAGCCUGUGUAUAUGUGUGUGUGUCUGGGGUAGCUGGUCCCUCAUGAAUAUUCUAGUUGAUCUGCAGGCGGUGACAAUGACAGAGUUAAUGACAGUGAUAGAUGGGGAGACAGUACUCCUUUAGCGCUCUCCCUCUUUCUUUCUCUCCGUCCGUCUACCUUUUUCCCUCUCACUCAGCCGAUGAGUGAGUGUGUGUGUGCGUGUGUGGUCGUGCGUGCGUGGUCAUGCGUGCGUGGGUUGGUGUGGGUGUGAAGGCUAUAAGUUAGCUUGUAAAUCACUUGUUUAGCUUGUAAAUCACUUGUUUAGUGGGCAGCAAUAGGACAAAUCAUGUCAUAUUAUCUUCACACCACUUUUUGACCCAUCUCCAGCAAGAAGUAACGUUUUUCCUCUCUCUUUUUCAGGUGAGGAUGUUUUGACCUUUGACCUGCUUAGCCUGGCGACACUGGCUGCGGCCCGCAGUCUGGAGCUGGGGGGAGGAGCUACAGGGAGGGGGGAGGUGCAGCACUGUACCGUCAGAAGGACCCUCAACCUGCGACGGAAAUGUAGCUGGAUGCCUCGCCACGAGCCGGUAUGUGUAUAUGCCAAAACAUACAUAGAACUGUAUACACUCACAUAGAACUGAACACACACACUUUUACUUCUAAUGCACAUGUACAGUAUGAACUCUAUAUACAUACACACAGAUACAAAAGCAACACCAACAAGCUCGCACAGUUUCACUGCAGAAUGAGACGUUUUUCCACGUUUCUCCAAACUCAAAUUUGGAAGUUGCUCAAAACGUCAAAUUUCGAAGUUGCAAAGAUGAGUGCUUAUCACUGGGAUUGAACACGCAACCGCUGGAGUUCGCAGAUUACGCCCAUCCGCCACCCAUGUCCACAACACCCUAGCAAAACCCUUGCCUAUUUGAUGGUAAUAGCGCUCACUGUUGCCCCUAGUGGCGACGUCCUGUAUUUAGGCACAUAGCUCCCGCAUGAUCUGUAUUUUUGCCCUUAGAGGAUGGUUUUGGCGGCGUCUCCCGACGUCCUGGGGACCUGCAAAAACAUCAAAUUUCAACUUGAAUCUGGAGUGAUCUCUCUGAACAACACAGUCUACUAUAUAUUUCAUGUCUGUCUGUAUUGCAGGUGUGUCCGGUGAAGGGUGCCAUGGAGAUGAUGGAUGAGGCGGAGCUAGCGAUGCGAGUGCAGCUAGCGGAGAUCCAGAGACGUUACAAAGAGAAACAGAGAGAGUUAGCCAAGCUGCAGAGAAAACAUGACCACCAGAAAGCAGAGACCUCUCACAGCCCUGUUCGCAGAGGGCCUGGUCGCCCCCGGAAACGCAAGUCUACCCCCGGUCCCAGCGGCUCAGAUGGCCCCAAGAGACUCAGGUGAGUGUCUCCACAGGGAUUAUUCUAUCCAGAUACACUAAACGUACAAAAGUAUGUGGACACCUCCUCGUCGGACCUCUCAUUCCAAAUUCAUGGGCAAUAAUAUGGAGUUGGUACCCCCUUUGCUGCUAUAACAGCCUCCACUCUUCUGGGAAGGCUUUCCACUAGAUGUUGGAACAUUGCUGCAGGGACUUGCUUCCAUUCAGCCACAAGAGCAUUAGUGAGCAUGAUUCAUCACUCCAGAGAAUGCGUUUCCACUGCUCCAGAGUCCAAUGGCGGCGAGCUUUACACCACUCCAGCAGACGCUUGGAAUUGCGCAUGGUGAUCUUAGGCUUGUCUGCGGCUGCUCGGCCAUGGAAACCCUCAUGAAGCUCCAGACGAACAGUUCUUGUGCUGACGUUGCUUCCAGAGGCAAUUUGGAACUCGGUAGUGAGUGUUGCAACCGAGAACAGACGUGCUACACGCUUCAGCACUCGGCAGUCCCGUUCUGUGAGCUUGUGUGGCCUACCAUUUUGCGGCUGAGCCAUUGUUGCUCCCAGACGUUUCCACUUCACAAUAACAGCACUUACAGUUGACCGAGGCAGCUCUAGCAGGGCCGAAAUUUGAUGAACUAACUUGUUGGAAAGGUGGCAUCCUAUGACGGUGCCACGUUGAAAGUCAAUGAGCUCUUCAGUAAGGCCAUUCUACUGCCAGUGUUUGUCUAUGGAGAUUGCAUGGCUGUGUGCUCGAUUUUAUGCACCUGUCCGCAACAGGUGUGGCUGAAAUAUCAGAAUCCACUAAUUUGAAGGGGUGUCCACAUACUUUGGCAUAUAUAGUGUAUAUUCACUUAUAUGGCUUUCAUAGAAGAAUUGUUCCCUGAGAUGAACCUUGUUGAGAAUCUUUAUGAAAGGAACUGCUACUGCAGAGAGGAGGAACUCUCUCUCUCACUCGCUCGCACACACACAAACACACACGUACUGAGCAUAUGAGUGUGUGUGUGUGUGAACCCUGGUAGUAAACCCAGUGUGGUUUCUAAAUGAGAGGAGUUAAUAGAUUAAUCAGCUCAGAGGAGAGACUCAUUAAUCAUCAUUAAUCACAUUUAAUCAUAUUUAUCACAACCAUUGAUUAUGUCCUGACUCCCUCUCACCCUCAGCACAUAUUAAUAUGGCUGGACAAAGUCCCCAUGUAAACUUAUCACAGUGAUGAAUGACUCUACAACCUCCUCUUCUAACACAUACACAAAGGCAUGCACGCGCACACACACAUGAUUACAAAGCAAACCCCCUAAUGCCCUACACAUGCUCUCUCUCAAACACACACACACACACACACACAGUGUUACAUUCCAGUGUUAAGUCAUCAUAUUGAUGAAUGUGUUUUCUGGCUGUGCUCCACCUCUGAUAGUGCGUGUUCCCCUCGCUCUGAUAAACUGAUUAAACAAACUCAAGGUUUAUCACGGUUACCACACUGAUUACAACGCACUAAUGAAAAACAACAAAACACAGACAAACACACACACACGCAAAAACACAUACACACAUUGCAUGCAUUUACAUACUGCACAGAUAAAUGCAUCGACGACACACACACAGACAUAUUUGUUUAAUUACUGGAGCUGGCUGGUAUGUGACAGGGUGUAUUUUUAUCUUCAUUAAUGAGCGUGGUAUCAAUAGUGUAUUCCUUCAUCUCUGAGGGUGGGGGGGGGGGGGGGGGAGCUGCAAGAGGUAGACAUUUCUCUAGCGACUGGUCUGUUGGUGGCAGUACAAGUUGGCAGCGGUGUUGGAGAGAGGGGGAAGGCUGCUGUUAUUGUAAUGUAAUACUCUGUUAGGGCUGGGACCUCACAUUACGAUAUUAUCACAAUACUUUGGUGCCAUUACCAUAUGUAUUGCGAUCCGGUACUGUGAUUUUAUUGCGAUUUGAUGUUCCAAACAUAUUGCUCAUACCAUAUCUGCUGCAGGGACAAGAGUGAGAGCAUGAGAAAACAACAAGUUUUGAUCAGUCAUGGAAAUAAAAGUGCUGAAAACAAAUUGGCUCCCUAUAGAGAGCAAUAGUAAUGGUGUCUUUUUGUAGGCACUAACUCCGCCAUAGUUCGUUGGAUAAAGCCUAUGGGAAAAUGAAUGGAGUUUUUGUAGGGUUUUUGGAUAAACAUAGAAAAUAAGGUCUGUGGUAAGCACAGGUUUAGGAGAUCUUAUAUGUUUUGUUCUAUGAGAUCAUCUUCAUCAGCUACGUCACUUUUUGUGAAUUUUGAAGCAUUUAUGUAAUCAAAACAAGCACAUAAAGGCUCCAUAAUUCAUAAAGGUCAUGUUAACUGAUUGAUAUUAUCUCAUAGAACAAAACGUAUAAGAUCUCCUAAGCGUUUAUCCCAAAACCCUAUUAUUUUUCCCGUUCAUUUUCCCCAUAGGAAUGGCUGAAUGAACCAGAUGUAACUAAUUUCCGAUUUUUAGGACUACAAGCUGACAAGCUAUAUUUAAAAAGAAGAUGGAGAACAAGCUAUGAAGGAAAAAUACUGGAGGUUUGGUGCAGGUAGAGCCAACCAGCACAAAAAUAAUAUUGCAAUAUUGUCAAAACGAUAUGAUUUUUACAUUUUACACAUUUAGCAGACGCUCUUAUCCAGAGCGACUUACAGUUAGUGAGUGCAUACAUUUUUCAUACUGGCCCCCCGUGGGAAUUGAACCCACAACCCUGGCGUUGCAAGCGCCAUGCUCUACCAACUGAGCUACAGGAGGCCUACGAUGCGAUAUAUCGUCAAAAAUAAUAUCCCGAUAUGUAACUGUAUCGAUUUUUUCCUCCCAUCACUAUUCUCUGUGGAUUUACAUUAUUCUACGUCAACUGACUGCCCUUCUCCCCUCUUCACACACUCUCCUUCCAGUGAGGAUGUGACAGAGGGCUGGGGCUUAGGGCUGACUGGAGGUCAAAAGGUCAAAGGUUGUAAGGGGUGAUGGCGACAGGCAGGUUAGGGCUGGGCCAUGGAGGGUUGACGUGGGGGAUGGGUAUGGGGGACGUGGGAGUUUGUUAGGGGGAGUUUAGGGGGUUUCAGGAAGCUGCCCACUGGGCACACACUGGUUGAAUCAACAUUGUUUCCAAGUAAUUUCAAUGAAGUUACGUUGAACCAACUUGGAAUAGACGUUAAAUUGACUUCUGUGCCCAGUGGGUGGCUUCUCUGUAGAUCUUAACUUCAGCAGAACAGUUUUGUCUGACUGUCUGAAAUGACCAACUCAACCACCUCGUAUUUCUCUCAGGUUUCACAUUACAAAUCCUAUCUUACCCUCCUCUUUUUCAUGCUCCUCCUUUCCUCCACUCAUUCCCUGCUUUAUCCUCUCAACUCUCCCACUCCUCUCCUCUCCCUCCCUUCUCCCUUUACUCCGCUCCUUCCCCAAAUCUAUCUCCCUCUCUUUUUCUUGAUGGGAGAUGCUGAGCACUCUGUGGGAAUAUAGGAUUCACCUGCCUCAGACACCAGCUGCUCACAGCAGUGUGUGUGUGUAUGUGUGUGUGUGUGCACUUUGAGAGAGAGAUAAAGAGAGAGAGACAGAGACAGAGAGAUAAAGAGAGAGACUGGGGAGAGAGAGAGAAAAAGGGUAGAGAGAAGAGUGGUGUUCAAUAGAGGUUAGUGUUUAUCGAUCCAGCCCUGGAGUGCAGGUCAAUGGACAGACUCCCCUGAGACUGCCUCGCCUCUCUCUCUCUCUCUCGCUCUCUCUCUCUCGCUCUGUGUGCUCUCUUUUGUUAGCUCUCUCUUUUGCUCCCUCCAACUCUCCCCCUCCUGGCUCCCCCUCCUGGCUCCCCCCUCUCUCUCUCGCUCUGUUUUUCUUCAGUAGCUGUCUCGCCAGCUAUUUCUCCCACUUUCUUGUGGUGAUUCAGCAGGGUCUCAUAUUCACACUCCUCUUGGAUAUUUCAGAGUUUACCGACAGAAUGCUCUCUCUUCCAAACACAGCCUCCAUACGGGAAAAUAACCCCCCUCCCCCCUCUCUCUACUCAUCAAAGGCCAGAGAGAGAGAAGGAAAAAAAGAGAAAGAGAAAGCAGAAGAGCUCUUGAAAGAGGGAGAGAUAGAGAGGAGAGAGAGGGCAGAAAGACAUGACCUUUUCUUUAAUCUUCUUCAGCCUUUUUGUUUGCACCUCUCCAUCUUCCUCCCUUUUCUAAAAUCCAUCUCUCUCUCUUCUUCAUUUGUUUCAGGGCGGCGGAUGUGGAAGCAGAAGGGGGCGGAGAGAAGCGGAGGAAGAGGAUGACCAAUCAUGGCUUCCUCAAGAGGAGGAGAGGUCGUCCCAGCCUGAGCUCCAGACUAGCACGGAGGGUGACCCAGUUGAAGCAGAAAGGCUGUGGCCCAGAGAGGUGCACCGUCAGGGGGCAUGCACCGCCGCAGAGGGGACCCUAGACCUGUAGCCCACGCAAACUGCAGAGAGAGUGACACAGGUAAAACACACACAUGCACUCCACACAUGCACACAUGUAUGUACACAUACACACAGGUACACACACACGUAAACCUUGUACCUCAUACACUCCCUGACACUAACACCCAUGUCUCCAUGUCCACCCAGCAGCCAAUACAUCCAGUACCCAGCAGGACUGGGUGCCCAAUCAGGUGGUGAGGAGGAGGAGGAGAGGUCGGCCAAAGGUCAAACUGAGCGGACCAUCGACCAGAGUCCUCCGCAGAGUGGGCAGGGCCUCUGUGAACCAGGAAGUGAACGAGGGGAAGAGCAACAGCGAGACCUCCGGCCAGGGUGAGUUACGUCUCAGUGAGAUGUCUCCUAGCUGUGUGAGUGUGUGAAAGUGUGUGUGUGUGUGUGUGAAAGUGUGUGUGUGUGUGUGUGUGUGAAAGUAAGAGUGUGUGUAAGUGAGUGAGAGUGAGUGUGUGAAAGUGUAUGUGUGUGUGUGUGUGUGUGUGUGUGUGAAAGUGAGAGUGUGUGUAAGUGAGUGAGAGUGUGUGUGUGAGUGUGUGUAAGUGAGUGAGAGUGUGUGUGUGAGUGUGUGUAAGUGAGUGAGAGUGUGUGUGUGUGUGAAAGUGUGAGUGUGUGUAAGUGAGUGAGAUGUCUCCCAUCACGGUGGCCUCCUCUCACUUCCCGGCUCGUCUGUCACACCAUUAAAACCGUUAACGGCUGCCCACUGGCAUGCGGCCCCCAAAGCCGCACUGUAACGUGAACCCCUCUAUCGCCUCUUUUAGAAUGUCACACCCCUGUCACCCCCCUGCACCCCCUCAAUCCAACCAGUAGAGACACAAUGUCCCCCUUCCCCAAUAAUCUCAAAUUAACAUUUCAUAGAAAUAAAGUCAACUCAUUGAAGUGGCCGUUAGGUCCUGUGUGUGUGUGUGUUUGCCACUAUCUGCCUGUCCCCUCGCGGCAGCGUAGUGUUUGUGAUGUGUGUGUGUGUGUGUGUGUGAGAGAGUGUUGACGAGAACGCUGAGUAAGUGACAAGUGUGUCAGCAACAUGUCGACACCCGACACGACCCACAGUCAGUCACACACAGCUGGCAAUAAAGAUGUUGCGUGUUUGCAUGUGUGCGUGCGUGAUUAUUUGUGUGUACAGUAUGUGUGUGUGUGUGUGUGCUUAUGCUUGUCUGUGCAUGAGAAAGAGAGAUAACCAUUGGGUCCAUGCAUUUCUGGGUGGCCAACUGACCAUAGUAGUGUGUUCGAUAUGUAUGCACUGUUUGUGUGGUGUCUUCACUGCCUAUCUGCUAUGUGUUAGUUUAUUGCCUAUAGGCUAUAGGCCACUGAGUUGUGGAUGCUAAGUUGUGGAUAUACAGUGUGGUCUGGAAUUAUUGGCACCCUUAAUAAAGAUGAGCAAAAAUGACUGUAUAAAAUAAAUAAUUCAAAUACUGAGCUAUAUUGUAUGCUCAAAAAAAUUGGUAAGUUAUAUUAUUUUAUACUAAUAUAAUUGCUCAGAGAAAGCGAUUUUGUUUAACAAGUAAUACUUUUUUGUUUAAGAAGGUAGGGGUCAAACUUAUUGGCACCCCUGUUUUCAAUACCUUUCAAUACCUAGGGGUUCUUUUCUGCUCAUGCAUUCUAAUUUUGACGUCAAACCCACCACUGGUGUGCGUCCCCAGAGAGCUCUAUUUUCAUGUCAUCUGACCAAAGCACUGCUUCCAAUCCAAGUGCCAAUGCUGUUUUGCAAACUCCAGGUGUUUACAUUUGUUGGAUGACAUGAAAAUAGAGCUCUUUGACCACGCACACCAGUGGUGGGUUUGGCGUCCAAGUGAGAAUGCAUGAGAAGAAAAGAACCCCAUGCCUACUGUAAAAUAUGGUGGUGGAUCUUUGAUGAUAUGGGGCUAUUAUGCUUUAACUGGUCCUGGGGCCCUUGUUAAGGUCACCGACAUCAUGAACUUUACAGUACCAGGAUAUGUUAGCCAUAAACCUGGUUGCCUCUGCCAGGAUGCUGAAACUUGGCCACAAGUGGAUCUUCCAGCAAGACAAUAACCCUAAAUUUACAUUAAAAUCCACAAAGAAAUGUUGCAAUGGCCACCUGUCUCUGGACUUGAAACCAAUUGAAGACCUGUGGUUUGAAUUGAAGAGGGCAGUCCAUAAGCACAGACUAAGGAUAUUGAGGAUCUGAAAGGAUUCUGUAUAGGGGAAUGAUCUAAGAUCCCUCCCAAUGUGUUCUCCAACUCAUAAAACGUUUUAGAAAAAGGCUCAGAGCCAUUAUCCUUGGAAGGUGAGGUCAAUAAUCUUUACCACUACCUUUUUGAGGGAAACAUGUAUUACUUGUUGAACAGAUCUCUUUCUCUGAGCAAUUGUAUUAGUAUAAAAUACUAUAAUUUCCCGCCAAAAAUGGAACAUACAAUAUAGCUCAGUAUUUGUAUUAUUUAUUUUAUACAGUCAUUUUUGCUCAUCUUUAUCAACGGUGUCAAUAAUUUUGGACUCCACUGUAGCUACACUGUCUUUCAAUAGAGCCUGAGCUUGAGAUGGUCGUGUCACAACUGAUCUGCAGACAGUUUCUAAUCGAUUUUAUUGAUCCCUUACUUCCACAGAGGAGGAAGAGGAGGGGGGCUAUGAAAGCGACAAAGGAACCAAUGACGUCAAGACGACGACACCAUCCUCCAAAGACACGACAAUAAACACUGCUGCGAUUGGCCCAGCCACUAAGCUUCAAGCCAAUCAGAAAGCCAGGAGCAAGAAGGAGAGGCAAGGUGAUGAUGUGAGCAUGCCCAGUGCGGAGCUGAGGAUGAGAGGAGCCCCCUGCAGGCCGCGCCCUGCUUCUGCAGACCAUAGAUACCCAGAGCUCCAGGAGCCACAGGGGGCUAGGAGAGGACCUGCACACAGCUGGAGGGCCUCGUCAGUGGGCAACAGCCUACAGGACAGCAGGGGGAUCCAGGGAGCUCUGGCGGAGGCUGAGAUGAAGAGUUCAGGACCACAAAGCAUUCUGGGACAGGUGAGGAGGGGGAAUGGGAGGACCUGGGGGGAGGGACUUUGGGUCUCUAGGUUAAUCAAAAACGGCUUCCUCUGUUAAAAUCUCCCUCAACUACUUGAGGCUGUUAAAAUGCACGUGUUACGGUGUCUCCCUAGCUACAUGGUGAUCAUGAUCAUUGUCUAUAAUGCUAACCUGACCUGUUUGUUUGUUCCAGAGGAGAGGCUGCUGGCUGGAGGCUGAGACCCAGAGAGAGGACACCAGCAGGGGCAGGAGGAGCAGGAAGAAACCGGUGAGGAUGGGGGUCAGAAUGGGCAUGGGUGGAGGGGGAGGGGGUGGGGGGGUAUGAGCAAAGGAGGGAUAGGGGCAAACAGAAAGAGGCAGUGUGGAACAGGAAAUGGCAGUUGGUGGAGAGUCCUGAGCAGGAACAACAGGUAGAGUAGAAGAGAGAGGAAGAGUGGGCAUGGAGGAAUGGGGAGAAGGUACAUUACGUAACUGGAAAGGUGAUAUAAAUGUGCUUUGACGAAUUUCCUUGCCAGCACCCAUAAAAGUCUGAAGCUAUGGCAUGACCUAUCUUACCAAAGGCAUUAUUACCUAACUCUACAUGAGCUGAUCAGUUUUAAACAACCUGUGAACCUGUCAGCUGGUGAGAUAUACGGUAGAUGAAUAAGGUGUGUGUGUGUGUUGCGUAAACACAAGUCUAGUGUGUUUUUGUGAGAACAGUCCUGAGGUGGGUGUCUCUGACUGAUCCUUAUCAUAGUCAUAUGGAGGGAAUGUGACAAACACAUGACUCUAAGCAAACAGCACGGAACAAAAACACCAAUCUACACACACAUACUUACAUGCACGCACGCGUACUAAAUACACAAACACACUCGUUCAUGUACGCAUACACACUAUACACACACACCAACCCAGAGAGGUGAGUAAUCUUCCAUACCCUCUGGUGAUGAAACCUCUGUCACUGUAAUAUAUGGUCCCUUCAUGUGGAAAACUCCCAUAGAAACACAGACACACACACACACACACACACACACACACACAUACCCUUACACACACAUCUUUCAGGCAGUAAUAUAUGGUCCUUUCUUUGGAAAGCCCAGAUACAGGCAGAAACCUGUUGAACAGGCUGAUUUUACAGCUCCAUCAUCAGUCAUCAGUCAUCAUUAGGAAACCAGCUUAAACCGGAAUAGGACAGGGGCUGGUGUGUGUGUGUGUGUGUGUGUGUGUGUGUGUGUGUUUUGUGCGGGCGUGUGUCGGUGAAGAGGUGUUGGUGGACAGGGAUAGUUUUGACAACAAAAUAUGGCAGAGGUUACAGGGUGUGCAUGCUUUUGUUCUAGGUCUGCACUAAAAUACCAAAUUCAUUGAUGAGCAAUGACAUCAUUUGAAUUAGUGUUGCGAUGGAACCAAAGCCUGCACACUCUGUAGCUGUCCAGGACCUGGGAGGGUGACCACUGGUUUAGGAGUUUAAAGAAAUAUAUAGUCUAAUGAUGUAAUUUCCUGUCGCAGGCUAAAGGGCGUGCGGUGAGCCGGCUGCUGGAGAGCUUUGCGGCUGACGAAGGAUUCCGAUUGGACGAGGACAGUAGCUUCUCCGAGGGGGAGGAGGAAGACAUGGAGCAUACAUCUCACACACACAGAGCACCAGGUGAGAACACACACACACACACACACACACACACACAGACACCACAGGGUCACAUACCAGUCUAAAUGUUCAUAUUUCUCUCUCUCUGCAGCACUGCUUAACUGUGUGCUGAGCAGGGAGAUGCUGGUGGAUGGUCUGAAGGUGUUGAUAUCUAAGGAGGAUGAGCUGCUGUAUGCUGCCCGACUACACACUCUGGACCUGCCUGACAUGUAAGUCACUGACACCUACUCAUAUGGCCUGCUUAAUCACAGAUUGACAUGUUAAUGCAAAGGACUGGCUGACUGCCUGGUAAUACAUUUAAUACAAUCUCUGUCUCUCUGUCUCACUCUCUCUCUUUCUCUCUUUCUCUCUCUCUCCAUCUCUCGCUCCUUCUCUCUCUCUCUCUCGCUCUCUCUCGCUCUCUCUCUCUCUCUCUCUCUCUCUCUCUCCCUCUCUCUCCUAGAUUCAGUGUAGUGAUCGAGGGGGAGAGGGGAAACAGACCUAGGAUCUACUCUCUAGAACAGCUAUUAGAGGAAGCGGUGUUGGAUGUGCGGCCGCAGACGGAAGCCAUCUUGACUGCCGGGAUGCGUGUUUGUGCCUACUGGAGCGAACGCUCCCGCUGCCUCUACCCUGGAUACGUCCACAGAGGGGGUCCGGGAGAGGAGGAGAAGGAGGGCAGUGUGAUGGUGGAGUUUGAUGAUGGAGACAGAGGAAGAAUCUCUCUGCCCAACAUACGCCUGCUGCCCCCAGGGUACCAGAUACACUGUGAGUACACUGCGCGCUCACACGCACACACACUCUCUCUCUCUCGCUCUCUCUCAUAUAUACACAUUCCUGGAGGGUAAAUAGGUGGUCUGGAGAAAACUGGAGUCUGUCAACAUUCAAUCCAGAUUUACUCUAGAAGUCUUUUUUGACCUCCCUCCCGCCCGUCUCGCUCUCCCCCUCUCUCCAUCUCUUUCUCUCUGUCACUCUCUCACGCUGUCACGCUCUCUCUCGCUCUGUCACUCUCUCAAAUUCAAAUUCAGAUUGCUUUAUUGGCAUGAAGUACAAUUUGUAGAUUUGUAGAUAUUGCUAAAACAGUAUAGUGGUACAGCAUUUCAGUAAAUACAGUAAAUACAGUACAAUGCAAUGAGGAUAAUGAAAUACAGUUCAUUUCAGUAGUAAUAAUAAUAGUACAUAUAAUCAUGUAUACAGGUACAACACUACUGCUGUUGUAUUGUGUAAUCUUCAGUCGAUACAUUUAAUUAACUGAAAUUAUAAAAAAGAAAAAGAAAGAAUGUCUAAUAAAUAAACUCUCCCUGUCACACUCUCGCUUUCUCUAUCUCUCUCUCAGGUGCGGAGCCAUCUCCAGCCCUGCUCUCACCUGGUCGUCGUGGUCGCAGAAGCUCCACCCAGGACAGUAGAGACAAGCCCACAGAGAGACCAACCAAUGGGGAGGCAGGAGGGAGGAGCCAGAAGCGGAGACCAGGUAAUGGCUCAGAGCGUAAUUCCAUCGUAUUACACUGAACAAAAACAUAAACGCUACAUGUAAAGUUUUGGUCCCAUUUUUCAUGAGCUGAAAUAAAAGAUCCAAGAAAUGUCCCAUACGCACAAAAAGCUUAUUUAUCUCAAAUUCUGUGCACAAAUGUAUUUGCAUCCCUGUUAGUGAGCAUUUCUCCUUUGCCAAGAUAAUCCAUCCACUUGACAGGUGUGGCAUAUCAAGAAACUGAUUAAACAACAUGAUCAUUACACAGGUGUACCUUGUGCUGGGGACAGUAAAAGGCCACUCUAAAAUGUGCAGUUUUGUCACACAACACAAUGCCACAGAUGUCUCAAGUUUUAAGGGAGUGUGCAAUUGGCAUGCUGACUGCAGGAAUGUCCACCAGAGCUGUUGCCAGAUAAUUGAAUGUUCAUUUCUCUACCAUAAACUGCCUCCGAAGUCGUUUUAGAGAAUUUGGAAGUACGUCCAACCGGCCUCACAAUCGCAGACCACGUGUAACCACGCCAGCCCAGGACCUCCACAUCCGGCUGCUUCACCUGCGGAAUCGUCUGAGACCAGCCACCUGGACAGCUGAUGAAACUGUGAGUUUGCACAACUGAAGAAUUUCUGCACAAACUGUCAGAAACCGUCUCGGGGAAGCUCAUCUGUGUGCACAUCGUCCUCACCAGGGUCUUGACCUGACUGCAGUUCGGCGUCGUAACCAACUUCAGUGGACAAAUGCUCACCUUUGAUGGCCACUGGCACGCUGGAGAAGUGUGCUCUACACAGAUGAAUCCCGGUUUCAACUGUACAGAGCAGAUGACAGACAGCAUGUAUGGUGUUGUGUGGGCGAGCGGUUUGCUAAUGUCAACGUUGUGAACAGAGUGCCCCAUUGUGGCGGUGGGGUUAUGGUAUGGGCAGGCAUAAGCUACGGACAAUGAAUUCCUGGAAGCUGAAAAUGCCCCAGUUCUUCCAUGGCCUGCAUACUCACCAGACAUGUCACCCAUUGAGCAUGUUAGGGAUGUUCUGGAUCGACGUGUACGACAGCGUGUUCCAGUUUCCGCCAAGAUACAGCAACUUCGCAAGCCAAUGAAGAGGAGUGGGACAACAUUCCACAGGCCACACUCAACAGCCUGAUCAACUCUAUGCGAAGGAGAUGUGUCACACUGCAUGAGGCAAAUGGUGGUCACACCUGAUACUGACUGGUUUUCUAAUCCACGCCGCUACCUUUUUAAAAGGUAUAUGUGACCAGUAGAUGCAUAUCUCUAUUCCCAGUCAUGUGAAAUCUAUAGAUUAAGGCCUAAUGAUUUUUUUUCAAAUGACUGAUUUCCUUAUAUGAACUGUAACUCAGUAAAAUCUUUUCAAUUGUUGCAUGUUGCGUUUAUAUUAUGUUGCGUAGAUGGUGCCAGUGCCUCCCAUUUGUUUGAAAUUGUGGCCUACAGCACCAGAGCAACACCAGUGAGAUAGAUAGCAUAGACAACCAGUCACCAGUCGUCUCAUCACUCACCAUCCCAGCCCCAAUCAGUCACUGUAGCCCCAAGACAAACUGCUUCAUAGUCAGACCAGCUUUACUCAUGUAUAAUACACAUAUAUAAUAUGAUUUUAUCUUACAACUUCUUCCUUCUGCAUGGAACCCCCCUCCUGCCUAACGUCAUCACUAUUCUAACUGUCACUGAUCUGAAUGCCCUCUAGUCAAACAGCAUUCUCAUAACUCAACACAGACUAAAUGUGACAAGUUGCCUCCAGCUCCACAGUAAGGGCUGUUAUUUAUGGUUACGAAGAAUUUGUUCUCAUUGACUUACCUGGUUUAAAGGAAGGUUAGGUUGAUCAGUCUUGUUUAGAAAUCUCUCUCUCACUGUCUACCUUUCUUUCUCACUCUCACCCUUUCUCUUUAUCCAGUAGGACGACCCAAAAAGGUCAAGCCAGGGGCCAAUAGUUCCACCACAACAUCAUCAGAGAGCGUAACCAGGGGUAACACUUCCUCGUUAAGCUGGCCAGCAAAGAGACUUCCAGCGGACUUCUUCCUGUUCAACGGGACGUCCCGUAAAACCCACCGAGUGGGUCGCCAGCAAGACCUGGGGGUGUUCCACCGCCCAGCCACACACCCCUUCGCCCCUCCCGCACCCCUCAAGGGCAUCUUCAGUUCCCCAUUCGAGAUCGACUCCUUCAGUAGCAUCGCCAAUGGUUACGCUGGAGCCUUCGGAACCGGAACCCACCGGCCUGUAACCACGGUUAUGCCUCUGGGGCUGAGGGACUCUGUCACCAUGCCAACAGUGCCCUCCAACAGGAAGUCGAGCGACAGGGACAGAAAACAGUUCCUGGUGAAGCUGGAUCACGAGGGCGUGACGUCGCCCAAAACCAAGAAUGGGAAAGCUCUGCUGCGUCUGGGGGGCGGCAGGGGGCACAAGGGUCCCUCUGCAGGGGUGGGGGGUGCACCCCUGAGGUACAUCCACUCUGCCCUGGUGGUGAAGGACAGAAAGAAAGGAGGAGGAGAGAGUGGAGUGUCCAGGUCUGAGCUGCUCCUGAAGGGGGCUCCAGCUCUCAUAAAGGGGCUCCCCUCAUCUGGUUUAGGAGGUCUGGGGGGAGAGUUUGGAGCUCUGGACUGUCCCAGCGACUGCCCCAGCUCUUACUCUGAGCUGGAUGAGGAUGAUGAUGAUGGAGAUGAAGACGUAGCUCGGAGGAGAGCAGCAGCGGCGGGCGCGGGACGUUUCCUCUCCCGUCUCUCCGUCUGCUCCUCCUCUUCCUCGUCUUCCUCCUCCUCUGGCUCCCUCUCUUCCUCCUCCCUCUGUUCUUCCGACUCCUCCUACUCCUCAGAUGAAGAAGAGUCUUCAUCCCUCCUUCUCCACCGAGCACUGCUCCAGCAGCAGAAACACAAACACAGACAGAGCUUGACCUCUAACCCCUUAACCCCUGACCCCUCCCCUAACCCCGCCUCCUCAGCCUCGACCCAACCACACGCCUACGUUGCCAAGUCAGCCAUGGCCAUCACCGGAGGUUCAAAGGUGAGAGGAAGUGACAGAGGAGAGGACAGGAAGGAGUACACAUCAAAGGGGAGGACUAAUAAUAGCAGUAGCGCAGCCAAAAGCCAAACCAAGAGGAGAGAUGGACCUGGCUCCAAUACACACAUUGCGACUCCCAACACACACACUCUGACUCCCAACACACACACUUCGACCCCCAACACCCCGGCCUCUCAGCCCAACCCUCCCAAGGACCACCCAGCAGCCAAGAGGCAGAGGAUGUUGUCACCGGACCCCCAUCCCAAUAUGUCCGCCCUCCUGCCGGGUCACCAGCUGUGGAAGUGGUCUGGAAACCCCACGCAGGUGAGAGGACACACAGAGUCAGAGUAGAGGCCAUUAUAACCUGUCCUGGAAGCUUGUAUGUGGGAGCCUUGAUGGUUAACACAGUCUGAAAUAGACUUAUUGAGUAAGGUCUUACUGAAUUUACUUUUUGAGUAAGAUCACUACAUUUGUGACCGACCGCCUCGAUUCGGUCUUAUGUAGCAACAUUUUAAAUUGUGUUUUUUACAUUGGAUAAAAGUAGAGACUCGGAGCUACAAAAUGGUAUGUCAUACACUGUGGUUGAGGAACAAUGGGAAAGUAAUUCUGCUUUGAAAGUUCAUAAACUUGUAACCCCACAUGUGAGGCCGUGUGCUAAACAGACUGAGUAAGGUAGUGUAGUAAACAACCAAAGAUUUCAAAACUAAAAGUGGUUUAAGUAGUUGCCUACAAUAAGGAAAAACUCCAUGUAAAAAUACACUUUAUCUAGUCCUUGGCCUGUAUCCUAAACUGACUUUGAAAGUGUCCAGAUACAAAUAUUUUAUAAAUAUUUUGUAAUUAUUAGAUGAUGCUUACCCAGACACUUGUCUAAAUUGAUGGGUCAUGUGAAAGAAAUGCUAUAACCACCUCUAGCUAAGUGGAUGUCACUAUUGUCUAGACAUGUACACAUGUUCAUGAAAUACAAUAGAUGGCCAUAAUCACCCCCAGACACACCUGGCUAACUUGAUGGGUCAUGUAUUCAUUAUUUUGCGAAGUGGAGUAUUUUGUUUAGACAUGUAGCUAGCUAGCUAAACAAUGAACGAUAAUCCCAACCCAUAGCUACAGUACAAAUGGAUUGUCAUAUCAAGCAUGAAAUGCUGGAGUAUGAAUCUGCAGGUAGCUAAAGCUAACCAACUAGGUUCAAUGUCAGCUAGCUAGCUAACAUUAGGCAAUAACUAGCAAUGCAAAUGGCUUUCUGAGAUAUGAAAAAUAUUACUACACAGAUCAUACACAUAACGUCAGCUAGCGAGCCAGCAAGCUAACGAUCGCUAGCUAGCUAAAAGUAUGCUUUAACUUGCAAUGAAAACUACUUUCUGACAAAAUUAGAAACGUAUAAUAUCUGAAAAUGUAGCUUGACUCUUACCCGUAUAUAUGGAUGAACGCUUCAUGGCAGCUUGUCUGUUCCAUUUGGUUUGUAGCUCGCUACAGCUUGUUUGGUCCAUUGUUGUGUCAAGUCACUCCGGUUCACACUGACCGUGUGCAGAAAGUAUUCCAUCACAACGUUUUCCCACUGAUCUUUGUCGAUUGCGCCUGCUAAAUUCUGGGCAGCAAUGUUGUUGAGAACAGUAGCAACACUUUUGCAGUUCUCCAUGGCUAACAUUAUAUCUUUCAAAAAAGCUGCGGUAGCAAGGAUUAUCUACACAUACUGAGCAGGUCAUGUUAUAGACAGAAGCGUGCUACAUGGCAGACCAAUCCGAACUCAUCUCUCGGCAUGUCCAGCCCAUCCAUUAUCUCAAACAAUCAUGGCUAGCGGGAAGGUUCCUGUCUUUUUCUGUGGCUAAACCAACUAGGCUCGUAAUUUAACAAUUGUAUUCGUAUUUACAGAUGGCAUACAAGUUUGUUAUUAAGGCACAUGACAGUUCACAUGUUCCAGAAGGCAUUUCUGCACCAAAACGCAUUUUGAUAAAACAUUUUUUUUAAACAUUCAAUUGCCACUCCUGUGAAGUAGUGAUGUGCGACAUACGCCUAGCUUCUUGAAACGGGUCACAUUUGAGAUACAAGCUACAGAAUAACCAGGGCCCUCUAAAUACUCUAAAGCAGUUGUAUUCAAAGUUGGAGUCAGGAGGAAUUGCAGUGGGGUCUCCAAAUUUAAAAAUGUAUAUUUAAUUUUUGAGGGGGGAACUCAAAAUUAAGAGUACAGAUUUAGAUUAUUUUAUGGGACAAAUGUUAUUGAGAAUGAUAAUUUGAAAAAUACAAUUUUAUUGUUUUGAUAGGAAAGAUGAAAAUGUAAUGAAUUGAAGGUUAUUUGUUGAUGUGAAAAUCUAAGUUUACCAAUUUUACAGUUGUGUCAUUAGAUUUGAGGUGGGGUGGGGUCGCCAAAAAAUGGCUGAAAAGGUUUUAAUACCACUGCUCUAAAGGCUCUGGCCAUAGCCAUUUUGCCAUCAUAGACGUUUGGUUCCAUGUUCUUACCUGGACUCCUUCCUAACUUCCCCCCUCUUUCUCUCCCUACAGAGGCGUGGUCUGAAGGGUAAGGCCCGUAAAUUGUUCUACAAGGCGAUCGUGCGUGGUGGUGAGACGGUGCGUGUGGGGGACUGUGCUGUGUUCCUGUCCCCCGGUCGGCCCCAGCUGCCCUACGUAGGGCGGGUGGAGAGCCUCUGGGAGUCCUGGUCCUCCAGCAUGGUGGUCAGGGUCAAGUGGUUCUACCAUCCUGAGGAGACACGCCUGGGGAAGAGGCACCACGACGGAAAGGUACAAUGGAUAAUCAUUCAACAACUUUUUGAUCAAAUGUAUCAACUAUUUGAUCAACAAUGAAUCAACUUAAAUCUAUUUCUCCAUGGGGAUUAAGGAAGUGGCACUUUAUUUAUCUUUUGAUUUUCUAUUUAUCUCUGUGUUUAACAUCUGUCUCCUUCUUCCCUCCUCUACCCAGCAUGCCUUGUACCAGUCAAGCCACGAGGAUGAGAAUGACGUCCAGACCAUCUCCCACCGCUGUCAGGUGGUCAACCGUGCCGAGUACGAGCACCUGAUCCGCAGACGCAAGUCAGGGGGCGGAGCUCAGGACCUGUUCUACCUGGCCGGGACCUACGAACCAACCACAGGCCAGCUAGUCAGCGCCGAAGGCGUGGCCAUCGUCCCCUAG